Ectocarpus sp. CCAP 1310/34 is the source of this 2693-nucleotide messenger RNA. The record is from the annotation of a GenBank genome assembly. Lineage: Eukaryota; Phaeophyceae; Ectocarpales; Ectocarpaceae.
CUGUCUCAACAGGUGUGUAUCGUUAGCAUCGACCGCCCAAAAAAAGGUUCGCCGCGAUGUCGAUGGGCAGCGACAAAGGUUUCGAGAUGCAGAACCCCCUGUUCCUACAGCAGCCCAACGGCGGUGGCGACUCCAACGCAGAGGUCGCCACGAGCAACGACGAUAGCGGACGGAGGCGGCGUCGACCCGGCACAAGAGGCAACGGCAUUCUACAGCCCGGGGGCGUUGGCACUAGUAGUAGCAGCCACGGCAGCGCCGAACGGGGGCGCCGACCGCGCGGCGAAGCACUCGCCGCCAUCGGGGAAGGUCGUGGUCAGGCGGAGCGGGUAUGCAGCGACGACGAUGGCGGCGGCGCAGCCGCAGCGGCAGCAGUCGCGGCGAGGACACUGGGGAGGGACAGGAGCGAUGGCGCUCGCCAGGAGGGCACAGCCGCAGCCACAGCCGUAGCCGCAGCAGCAGCAGUCGGGGAGAGGAGAUUGGGGCCGGACAGGAGCAAUGCCUUCGACCAGGAGGGCACAGCCGCAGCCACAGCCACAGCCGCAGCCGCAGCCACAGCCACAGCCGCAGCCGCAGCCGCAGCCACAGCCACAGCCACAGCCACAGCCACAGCCGCAGGAGUAGUCGCGGUGAGGGGGUUGGGGCCGGACAAGAGCAAUGGCGAGGGCAGCAAGCCCGCGGCGGACCGGGCGGGGGCCCCCUCAACGGCGAGGGGCAUAGAGCCACCGGUACAGGGGUGCGGCGUAAUGACGUCGACGACCUUCUUGAAGCUGGUGACGGUCUUGGCGAUGGCGUACUUUGGGGUCAAGCUUUGGACAUUGCACUACGACCCUGCCAGCGGCAGGCUCUGCACCUUCCACGAUCGACACGCCUGCGUGACGUCGGCAUUGUCGAAGGUGUUGCUCACGGUGUCUCGGAUGUCCGCCGGGGCGCUGCUGCCAAGCAUGGCCUGCUGCAUCCUGUCCAAGUGCUACGCCACGAGAUACUUCCUCCACCACAGCUGGCUCGCCGUCGUCGUUAGCUUCGAGCCCGCGCACGAGCUCCACACAUUCUUCGGGUCGUUGACGCUGCUGUUCGGCGUGUUGCACGGCCUGGCCCACCUGGCGAGAGAAGUCAACGAGGGCAACUGGAACUUUUUCGCCUCGCCCAUGGGCCGCUCUGGGUUCGUUGCCCUCGUCCUGCUGUUCCCCAUCGCCGUGCCGAUGCUGCUUGGACGUCCGAAGAAGCUGAUGACGUUCGAGUUCCGCAAGGCUCUCCAUAUGCUGUUCAUUCCCUUCAUGGUGGCCAUGUGCUUCCACGGAAAGGUCCUGGCGGUGCUGGCCGGCAUCCUGGUGGCCUGGUACCUCGUUGACCGAACGUACUUCACGACCAGGAUGCACUUCUGCAUCGAGCGGGCAGUCUUCAGGCCAGUGGGGAGAGCGACGCUCGUACGGUUUGACCUCCCACCCGGGUACCAGUUCAACGUCGGCAGCUACAUCCAGGUGAACUGUCCGGCCAUCAGCGCGAAGGAGUGGCACCCGUUCUCCAUGUUUCCGGUGCCCGGCCCGCGUCCAAGGGGCGGCUUCUACGUCGAAGCGGUGGGUGACUGGACUCAGGAGCUUUUCCGACUCAGCCUGGAAGACCCUUGCAUGCCGCUGUGGAUCACGGCCGCUCAGCCCAGCGUCCUCGAGAAGAGCGUCUACUUCGAGAACGGUGAGGGUGCAGGACAUCCGGCUUUUCCGAGAAGUAAAAUGCCCACGUGGCUAUAGGAAAUGAUACCCAGCCCCGUACGCAUUUUUUGCGGUUGUUUUAUCCGUUCACCGCUCGAUGAAAUGUGUAUUUUUUGUUGGCAUCGGCCGCGCUAACCUUGCUGACCAAUGGACAUGCGUCAGUCUCAGUGUGUGCGUGUGUGUGCCUUUGGUAUUUCCUUCGACCGCGCUAACUGGCUGGCCAAUGUGUGUGUUUUUUUUAUUAGCAUCGACCACACUAACCGGCUGACCAAUGAAAAGGUGUCAGUGCCAGCGGGUAAAAAUCAAGGUCCCUGGGAGGGGGCCAAAAUUUGAAAAAUGCGAAAUGCGCUAAAAAUGCAAAUGCGAAUACGACUCUCUCUACAUAUUCUUUCACGUAGACACACAUCUCAGCUACACAAAAGCCCUCGCCCGAACCAAGGAAGCCACUGAUGCAAAGAGCGGAGGACAGCAAAAGGGUUAUUUCAAGCCCAGCCGAAGCCAGGAUAUCGUGGAUAUCGUGGUAUGCUGCAUCUCCCAAUUUGAUAAUCGUACACUCCCAAGAUCCAACAGUCGUCGUGUCAGCAGCUAGAUGACUCAAACAAAAUAGCAACACAUACAUUGCCACAGCUCCACACAUGCCCUCGUCCGAACCAAGCAAGCCACUAGGAAGUCACGAGGGGGCCAAGUCCUUCUCGCAGGUUCUCUUGACUUUCCUUCAGGUGAACACGUCCAGGAAUCCAGUAUCCGCAGCCGCCACAGUAGUACUGCUGUACUGUGUAGUAGUAGCAGGAAAUCCAGGCUGUACCCACCCGUUGUCCAAGCAAAGAUUUGUGAUUCCGUGAGAGAAGGAGAUACCACCGCCGUCGAAGGGUCGAAGGCACUGUCUGCCAGAUGUAGGCUGUGAGAUAGAUGGUGCCACCUAUGUGUUCUUAGCCUGCCCGCCCGUGAGGGUCGUGAAGAGGCCGUCAUGUGUGUGUGUGUGUGUGU